UUAUAGCUGUGUCGUCUUGUCAUUGUCACAUUAAUUAAAUAUUAACAGAGAUCUGUUUAUAAUAAUUAAUGCAAUAUAUACACAUAUAUUUGUACUAAAUUCCAAUAAAAUAAUAUUGCCAAAUAUUAAUACUGUAAAGUAAAAAGUAUUUAAGUCAUCAUGGAUUCAAUACCUACUGAAAAACAAAAAUCUCUUGCUCCCGAUAUUGCGUUGAAUGCGGUACUAGUUCAGAGUCAAGAUCUUCCAGCAGAAACACCUACGGUGGCAGGAUACGACUGGGAAAGUGGAACAGAUUACAAUAAAAUUCUUGAAAGCUAUGCACGCUCCGGGUUCCAAGCAACGAACUUCGGAAAGUGCGUGUUGGAAAUCAAUAAAAUGCUCAAAUGCCGUUCGGUGGCUCUCAGUGAAGAAACAAGUGAUGCAUACGAAGAAGAUAUCUUUAUUAAAAAGAAGACAAACUGUACUAUAUUCUUAGGUUAUACCUCUAACAUGAUAUCAUCUGGUCUUCGUGACACUAUCAGAUUUUUAGUGAAAAAUAAGCUGGUAGAUUGCAUAGUUACCACUGCAGGUGGAGUUGAGGAAGAUUUCAUUAAAUGUUUAGCACCAACAUAUGUUGGAGAUUUUAAUUUGAAUGGAAAAGUUUUACGGACAAGAGGAAUCAAUAGGAUUGGCAAUCUCUUAGUACCUAAUGAUAAUUAUUGCUUAUUUGAAGAAUGGGUAACUCCAUUACUUAAUGAAAUGUUAGAUGAACAGCUAAAUGAAGGAGUGAUCUGGACACCAUCUAAAAUUAUAGCUAGGUUAGGAGAAAAAAUUAAUAAUGAGAGUUCUGUAUGCUAUUGGGCUUGGCGGAAUAAUAUUCCAAUAUUUAGUCCAGCAUUAACUGAUGGUUCUCUUGGCGAUAUGAUGUAUUUCCACUCAUAUAAACGACCUGGAUUUGUUAUUGACAUAUUAGGGGACCUAAGAAGGUUGAAUACAAUGGCUGUAAAAGCAAACAAUACAGGAGUAAUAAUAUUAGGGGGAGGAGUUAUAAAACAUCAUAUAAAUAAUGCAAAUCUAAUGAGAAAUGGUGCGGAUUAUGCUGUUUAUGUGAAUACAGCAAGUGAGUUUGAUGGCAGCGAUUCUGGGGCAAGGCCUGAUGAGGCAGUCUCUUGGGGCAAAAUCCGACCAAAUGCAACACCAGUGAAAUUGUAUGCAGAUGCUACAUUAGUGUUUCCAUUGCUUGUUGCCCAAACAUUUGCUAAACAUCAUUUUAUUAAUAAAAAGAAUGUAUGAUAAAUAAAAUUAUUUUACUUAAUUACCGAUUUUGAAACACAUCUCUUAGGUAUAUCUCAUAGUCUUAUAACUGCAAUUUUUUGUGAUAUGUGUUCUCUAAAAAAGUCAGUCUAAACUUUACAGAUGAGUAGAAUAUUCCUUAUAAAUCUGCCUUACUGUAUGCCUCAACAUAAUCAUAAAACACACUAUUAUUACAUGUAAUAUAAGUAAUAUAGGAUUACAAAUAUUA
Leptidea sinapis is the source of this 1501-nucleotide messenger RNA. RefSeq names its product probable deoxyhypusine synthase (gene Dhs). Gene Ontology annotation, molecular function: deoxyhypusine synthase activity. NCBI's taxonomy places the organism in Eukaryota, Metazoa, Arthropoda, Insecta, Lepidoptera, Pieridae. The transcript has a single exon. The record is from RefSeq and is a predicted model, not a curated record. Gene Ontology annotation, biological process: peptidyl-hypusine biosynthetic process. Gene Ontology annotation, cellular component: cytoplasm. The coding region runs from base 160 to 1272 and encodes 370 amino acids.